Molecule: messenger RNA, 9519 nt
Organism: Tupaia belangeri chinensis (Chinese tree shrew)
Lineage: Eukaryota; Metazoa; Chordata; Mammalia; Scandentia; Tupaiidae
Gene: FLNB
Product: filamin B
Exons: 47
Coding region: 133-8037 (2634 amino acids)
Biological process (GO): actin cytoskeleton organization
Molecular function (GO): actin filament binding
Source: RefSeq, a predicted model, not a curated record
AGCGCGCGGCAGCAGCCAGUUCGAACCCCGUUCCCGCUCCGCUCCGCUUCGGUUCUCGCUCCCCCGGCCCUUGGGCCUUCUGACGGCAGCUCCCGGCAGUUCGUUACACAUUGCGCUCUCCCCGCCGCCAGGAUGCCGGUGACUGAGAAGGACCUGGCGGAGGACGCGCCGUGGAAGAAGAUCCAGCAGAACACCUUCACACGCUGGUGCAACGAGCACCUCAAGUGCGUGAACAAACGCAUCGGGAACCUGCAGACCGACCUGAGCGACGGGCUGCGGCUCAUUGCGCUGCUGGAGGUGCUCAGCCAGAAGCACAUGUACCGCAAGUACCACCAGCGGCCCACCUUCCGCCAGAUGCAGCUCGAGAAUGUGUCUGUAGCGCUCGAGUUCCUGGACCGCGAGAGCAUCAAGCUCGUGUCCAUCGACAGCAAAGCCAUCGUGGAUGGGAACCUGAAGCUCAUCCUGGGCCUGGUGUGGACGCUUAUCCUCCACUAUUCCAUCUCCAUGCCCGUGUGGGAGGACGAGGGCGAUGAUGAUGCUAAGAAGCAGACACCAAAGCAGAGGCUGCUGGGAUGGAUUCAGAACAAGAUCCCUUACUUGCCCAUCACCAACUUUAACCAGAACUGGCAAGAUGGCAAAGCCCUGGGUGCCCUGGUGGACAGCUGUGCUCCAGGUCUCUGCCCAGACUGGGAAUCCUGGGACCCACGGAAGCCAGUGGACAAUGCCCGAGAGGCCAUGCAGCAGGCCGACGACUGGCUGGGUGUCCCCCAGGUCAUCACUCCUGAAGAAAUUAUUCACCCGGAUGUGGAUGAGCACUCGGUGAUGACCUACCUGUCCCAGUUCCCUAAAGCCAAGCUCAAGCCAGGGGCUCCUCUUAAACCGAAACUCAACCCGAAGAAGGCCAGGGCCUAUGGCCGAGGAAUCGAGCCCACUGGAAACAUGGUGAAGCAGCCGGCCAAGUUCACCGUGGACACCAUCAGCGCCGGGCAGGGGGACGUGAUGGUGUUUGUUGAGGACCCCGAAGGGAACAAAGAGGAGGCACACGUGACUCCCGAUAGCGACAAGAACAAGAAGACAUACUCCGUGGAGUACCUGCCCAAGGUCACUGGGCUGCACAAAGUCACAGUCCUCUUUGCAGGACAGCACAUCUCCAAGAGCCCAUUUGAAGUGAAUGUUGACAAGGCCCAGGGGGAUGCCAGUAAAGUGACCGCGAAAGGCCCCGGGUUGGAAGCUACGGGGAACAUCGCCAACAAGCCCACCUACUUCGACAUCUACACGGCAGGAGCCGGCGUGGGUGACAUCGGUGUCGAGGUGGAAGAUCCCCAGGGGAAGAACACUGUGGAGCUGCUCGUGGAAGACAAAGGAAACCAGAUGUACCGCUGCGUGUACAAACCAGUGCAGCCCGGCACCCACGUGGUCAGGGUCUCCUUUGCCGGGGAUACCAUUCCCAAGAGUCCCUUCGUUGUGCAGGUUGGGGAAGCUUGCAGUCCAAACGCCUGCCGGGCCAGUGGCCGAGGCCUGCAGCCCAAAGGUGUCCGUGUUCGGGAGACUGCAGACUUCAAGGUCGACACCAAAGCUGCUGGAAGCGGGGAGCUUGGCGUAACCGUGAAGGGUCCCAAGGGCCUGGAGGAGCUGGUGAAGCAGAAGGGCUUCCUGGACGGAGUGUAUGCGUUCGAGUACUACCCCAGCACCCCCGGGAAGUACAGCAUUGCCCUCACAUGGGGAGGGCACCACAUUCCAAAGAGUCCCUUUGAAGUUCAAGUCGGCCCUGAAGCUGGCAUGCAGAAGGUCCGUGCUUGGGGCCCUGGCCUCCAUGGUGGGAUUGUCGGGCGGUCGGCAGACUUCGUGGUGGAGUCCAUUGGCUCUGAAGUUGGGUCUCUGGGGUUUGCCAUCGAAGGCCCCUCCCAGGCGAAGAUUGAGUAUGACGACCAGAAUGAUGGAUCGUGUGACGUCAAAUACUGGCCCAAGGAGCCUGGCGAGUACGCCGUUCACAUCAUGUGUGAUGACGAAGACAUCAAGGACAGCCCGUACAUGGCCUUCAUCCACCCAGCCUCAGGGGACUACAACCCGGAUCUGGUCCAGGCGUACGGGCCGGGCUUGGAGAGAUCUGGCUGCAUCAUCAACAGCCCGGCAGAGUUCACCGUGGACCCUAAGGAUGCCGGGAAAGCUCCCUUAAAGAUAUUUGCUCAGGAUGGGGAAGGCCAGCCCAUUGACAUCCAGAUGAAGAGUCGGAUGGAUGGCACGUACGCCUGCUCGUACACCCCAGUCAAGGCCAUCAAGCACACCAUUGCUGUGGUCUGGGGUGGCGUGAACAUCCCACACAGCCCCUUCAGGGUCAACAUCGGACAAGGCAGCCACCCCCAGAAGGUCAAAGUGUUCGGGCCAGGUGUGGAGAGAAGCGGUCUGAAGGCGAAUGAGCCCACUCACUUCACAGUGGACUGCACGGAGGCUGGGGAAGGUGACGUCAGUGUUGGCAUUAAGUGCGAUGCCCGGGUGUUGAGUGAAGAUGAGGAAGACGUGGAUUUUGACAUUAUUCACAAUGCCAAUGACACGUUCACGGUCAAAUACGUGCCUCCUGCCGCCGGCCGCUACACCAUCAAAGUUCUCUUUGCAUCUCAGGAAAUCCCCGCCAGCCCUUUCAGAGUCAAAGUCGACCCUUCCCACGACGCCAGCAAAGUGAAGGCCGAAGGUCCUGGGCUCAGCAAGGCAGGAGUGGAAAACGGGAAACCGACCCACUUCACCGUCUACACCAAGGGAGCCGGGAAAGCCCCUCUCGACGUGCAGUUCAGCAGCCCCCUCCCGGGCGACGCAGUGAAGGAUCUGGAUAUCAUCGAUAACUAUGACUACUCCCACACUGUGAAAUACACACCCACCCAGCAGGGCAACGUGCAGGUCCUGGUGACGUACGGCGGCGAUCCCAUCCCUAAGAGCCCGUUCACCGUGGGCAUUGCGGCUCCACUGGAUCUGAGCAAGAUCAAAAUCAAUGGGUUGGAAAACAGGGUCGAAGUUGGGAAGGAUCAAGAGUUUGCUGUCGACACCAAGGGGGCAGGAGGCCAGGGGAAGCUGGAGGUGACCAUCCUGAGUCCCUCCCGGAAGGUCGUGCCAUGCCUGGUGGCACCCGUGGCGGGCCGGGAGAGCAGCACAGCCAAGUUCAUCCCACGGGAGGAAGGGCUAUACGCCGUCGACGUGACCUACGAUGGACACCCCGUGCCGGGGAGCCCCUACACGGUGGAGGCCUCGCUGCCACCAGACCCCACCAAGGUGAAGGCCCAUGGUCCUGGCCUCAAGGGAGGUCUCGUGGGCAAGCCCGCCGAGUUCACCAUCGACACCAAGGGAGCUGGCACUGGAGGUCUGGGUCUCACCGUGGAGGGGCCGUGCGAGGCCAAGAUAGAAUGUUCCGACAACGGCGACGGCACCUGCUCUGUCUCUUACCUGCCCACAAAGCCCGGGGAAUACUUCGUCAACAUUCUCUUCGAAGAAGUCCACAUACCUGGGUCACCCUUUAAAGCUGACAUCGAAAUGCCCUUCGACCCCUCCAAGGUCGUGGCAUCGGGGCCGGGUCUGGAGCAUGGAAAAGUGGGCGAAGCCGGGCUCCUGAGCGUUGACUGUUCGGAAGCAGGACCAGGGGCCCUGGGGCUGGAAGCCGUCUCGGACUCCGGAGCGAAAGCUGAGGUCUCUGUCCAGAACAACAAGGACGGCACGUACGCGGUGACCUACGUGCCCCUGACCGCCGGCAUGUACACGCUCACCAUGAAGUACGGCGGCGAGCUCGUGCCACACUUCCCUGCCAGGGUCAAGGUGGACCCCGCCGUGGACACCAGCAGGGUCAAAGUCUUUGGGCCAGGAAUAGAAGGCAGAGAUGUGUUUCGGGAAGCGACCACUGACUUCACGGUUGACUCGCGGCCCCUGACCCAGGUCGGGGGAGACCACAUCAAGGCCCACAUUGCCAACCCCUCGGGGGCGUCCACCGAGUGCUACGUCACAGACAAUGCUGACGGGACCUACCAAGUGGAGUACACACCCUUUGAGAAAGGCCUUCAUGUAGUGGAGGUGACAUAUGAUGAUGUGCCCAUUCCGAACAGUCCCUUCAAAGUGGCCGUAACCGAAGGCUGCCAGCCAUCUCGGGUUCAAGCCCAAGGACCUGGACUGAAAGAGGCCUUCACCAACAAGCCCAAUGUCUUCACUGUGGUUACCAGAGGGGCAGGGAUUGGUGGGCUUGGCAUAACUGUUGAAGGACCAUCAGAGUCAAAGAUAAACUGCAGAGACAACAAAGAUGGCAGCUGCAGUGCUGAGUACAUCCCCUUUGCUCCAGGAGAUUACGAUGUUAACAUCACAUAUGGAGGAGCCCACAUACCUGGCAGCCCCUUCAGGGUUCCUGUCAAGGACAUGGUGGACCCCAGCAAGGUUAAGAUCGCCGGCCCUGGGCUGGGCUCGGGCGUCCGUGCCCGCAUCCCGCAGUCGUUUACGGUGGACAGCAGCAAGGCCGGCCUGGCUCCCCUGGAAGUGAGGGUCCUGGGCCCACGGGCUGAUGAGACGGAUUCCCAGUCAUGGCGCAGCCCCUUGAGAACCAUUUCAGAGUUCUUUAAAGGUGACCCGAAGGGUGACCUUACGGAGACAGGCCUGGUGGAGCCAGUGAAUGUGGUGGACAAUGGGGAUGGCACACACACAGUGACCUACACCCCAUCUCAGGAGGGACCUUACAUGGUCUCAGUUAAAUAUGCCGAUGAAGAGAUUCCUCGCAGUCCCUUUAAGGUCAAGGUCCUUCCCACGUACGAUGCCAGCAAAGUGACCGCCAGUGGCCCGGGCCUCAGCUCCUACGGUGUGCCUGCAAGCCUGCCCGUGGAGUUUGCGAUCGAUGCCAGGGAUGCCGGGGAAGGCCUGCUUGCUGUUCAGAUCACGGACCAAGAGGGAAAACCCAAAAGAGCCAUUGUCCAUGACAACAAAGAUGGCACGUAUGCCGUCACGUACAUCCCUGACAAGACGGGUCGCUAUAUGAUCGGAGUCACCUACGGUGGGGACAACAUCCCACUUUCUCCUUACCGUAUCCGGGCAACACAGACAGGUGAUGCCAGCAAGUGCAUGGCCACAGGUCCUGGAAUCGCCCCCACCGUGAAAACUGGUGAGGAAGUGGGCUUUGUUGUUGACGCCAAGACUGCAGGGAAGGGGAAGGUGACCUGCACGGUUCUGACCCCAGACGGCACUGAGGCUGAGGCUGAUGUCAUCGAGAAUGAGGAUGGAACCUAUGAUAUUUUCUAUACGGCUGCCAAGCCGGGCACCUACGUCAUCUAUGUGCGCUUUGGUGGCGUCGAUAUUCCCAACAGCCCCUUCACUGUCAUGGCCACGGAUGAGGAAGUCACAGCCGUGGAGGAGGCUCCGGUAAAUGCAUGUCCCCCUGGAUUCAGGCCCUGGGUGACUGAAGAGGCCUAUGUCCCAGUGAGUGACAUGAACGGCCUGGGAUUUAAGCCUUUUGACCUGGUCAUUCCAUUUGCAGUCAGGAAAGGAGAAAUCACCGGAGAGGUCCACAUGCCUUCUGGGAAGACGGCCACACCGGAGAUCGUGGACAACAAGGACGGCACAGUCACGGUCAGAUAUGCCCCCACCGAAGUCGGGCUCCACGAGAUGCACAUCAGAUACAUGGGCAGCCACAUCCCUGAGAGCCCGCUCCAGUUCUACGUAAACUACCCCAACAGUGGAAGUGUUUCUGCGUAUGGUCCAGGCCUGGUGUAUGGAGUGGCCAACAAAACCGCCACCUUCACCAUCGUCACUGAGGAUGCAGGAGAAGGUGGUCUGGACUUGGCUAUCGAGGGGCCCUCCAAGGCAGAAAUCAGCUGCAUUGACAACAAAGACGGGACUUGCACAGUGACCUACCUGCCCACCCUGCCGGGCGACUACAGCAUUCUGGUCAAGUACAACGACAAGCACAUCCCUGGCAGCCCCUUCACGGCCAAGAUCACAGAUGACAGCAGACGGUGCUCCCAGGUGAAGCUGGGCUCGGCCGCCGACUUCCUGCUGGACAUCAGCGAGACCGACCUCAGCACGCUGACGGCCAGCAUCAAGGCCCCGUCCGGCCGGGACGAGCCCUGCCUCCUGAAGCGGCUGCCCAACAACCACAUUGGCAUCUCCUUCAUCCCCCGAGAGGUGGGCGAGCACCUGGUCAGCAUCAAGAAAAAUGGCAACCAUGUGGCCAACAGCCCCGUGUCCAUCAUGGUGGUCCAGUCUGAGAUUGGUGAUGCCCGCCGGGCCAAAGUCUAUGGCCGAGGCCUGUCGGAAGGCCGGACGUUCGAGAUGUCCGACUUCAUCGUGGACACGAGGGAUGCAGGUUACGGUGGCAUAUCCUUGGCGGUGGAAGGCCCCAGCAAGGUGGACAUCCAGACCGAGGACCUGGAGGACGGCACCUGCAAGGUCUCCUACUUCCCCACCGUGCCCGGGGUUUACAUCGUCUCCACCAAGUUUGCCGACGAGCACGUGCCUGGGAGCCCGUUUACUGUGAAGAUCAGCGGGGAAGGCAGGGUCAAGGAGAGCAUCACCCGGACCAGCCGUGCCCCGUCCGUGGCCACCGUUGGGAGCAUCUGUGACCUGAACCUGAAAAUCCCAGAAAUCAACAGCAGUGACAUGUCGGCCCACGUCACCAGCCCCUCUGGCCGUGUGACCGAGGCCGAGAUUGUGCCCAUGGGGAAGAGCUCACACUGCGUCCGCUUCGUGCCCCAGGAGAUGGGUGUUCACACCGUCAGCGUCAAGUACCGCGGGCAGCACGUGACCGGCAGCCCCUUCCAGUUCACCGUGGGGCCGCUCGGCGAAGGGGGUGCCCACAAGGUCCGAGCAGGCGGCCCCGGCCUGGAGAGAGGGGAAGCAGGAGUCCCCGCCGAGUUCAGCAUCUGGACCCGGGAAGCAGGCGCCGGGGGUCUCUCCAUCGCCGUCGAGGGCCCCAGCAAGGCAGAGAUUACGUUCGACGACCACAAAAAUGGGUCAUGCGGCGUGUCUUACAUUGCCCAAGAGCCCGGUAACUACGAAGUGUCCAUCAAGUUCAAUGAUGAGCACAUCCCCGAGAGCCCCUACCUGGUGCCGAUCAUCGCGCCCUCCGACGACGCCCGCCGCCUCACUGUUACAAGCCUUCAGGAAUCGGGAUUAAAAGUUAACCAGCCAGCAUCCUUUGCUAUAAGGUUGAAUGGUGCAAAAGGCAAGAUUGAUGCCAAGGUGCACAGUCCCUCCGGAGCUGUGGAGGAGUGCCAUGUGUCUGAGCUGGAGCCAGAUAAGUACGCUGUUCGCUUCAUCCCCCACGAGAAUGGCGUCCACACCAUCGACGUCAAGUUCAAUGGGAGUCACGUGGUCGGAAGUCCCUUCAAAGUGCGCGUCGGGGAGCCUGGUCAAGCUGGGAACCCUGCUCUGGUGUCGGCCUACGGUGCGGGGCUCGAGGGAGGCACCACAGGGAUCCAGUCUGAAUUUUUCAUCAACACUACCCGCGCGGGCCCGGGGACAUUGUCCGUCACCAUCGAAGGUCCAUCCAAGGUGAAAAUGGAUUGCCAGGAGACGCCAGAGGGAUACAAAGUCAUGUACACGCCCAUGGCUCCUGGGAACUACCUGAUCAGCGUCAAGUAUGGCGGGCCCAACCACAUUGUGGGCAGCCCCUUCAAGGCCAAGGUGACAGGCCAGCGUCUGGUCAGCCCUGGCUCAGCCAAUGAGACCUCGUCCAUCCUGGUGGAGUCGGUGACCAGGUCCUCGACGGAGACCUGCUAUAGCGCCAUCCCCAAGGCCUCCUCGGACGCCAGCAAGGUGACCUCCAAGGGGGCGGGGCUGUCCAAGGCCUUCGUGGGCCAGAAGAGCUCCUUCCUGGUGGACUGCAGCAAAGCCGGCUCCAACAUGUUGCUGAUCGGGGUCCACGGGCCCACCACGCCCUGCGAAGAGGUCUCCAUGAAGCACGUGGGCAACCAACAGUACAACGUCACAUACGUCGUCAAGGAGAGGGGGGAUUACGUCCUGGCUGUGAAGUGGGGGGAGGAGCACAUUCCCGGCAGCCCCUUCCAUGUCACGGUGCCUUAAAACCAUCUUCAUCAAAUCCAAGGAGGAGUUCUUGUGGUUGCAUUUGUCGCCUUUUUAUAUUUCCUUUUAUACAAAGUCCUCUGGCCUGUUUCAGGGUCUCCAACCCCGUUCCUAAAACAUUACCCUUCUAAAGUGCCUUCAGAGAUAAGCCCAAGCCCUAGGUGUGACUCUGGGGGGAUGUGUUGGGGAAUCCUAAGAAAUACAGACUCUUCCAGCGUGUGCUCUGAGAAGACCCCGUGUGCACUGGGUUCCAGACAGUGCUCUCGGUGACAAGCCACCCACUGCAGACAGACCUGGGCCACGGGCAGGGCCAAUGUUUUUACAAAAUGAAAUUGAUGAGCCUUAGCUCCUGGCUCACUCUUCAGCGUUUAUGGAGCAAGACUGGGGGUGAGGGAAAGACGGAAAAGCAGACCUAGUUUUAGGUUGUCAUUUAACAAAGGUGGUGGAAGAUCAGCUUCAUCCGUCUAGUCCCUGCUCGAUAGAAAAGUCUAGGGGGUUACCGCCGAGGUUUUAGUCCCACUCUUUCUCAGCCCCCUUCUUACCGUCUCAUAGGGCAGGCCGGCCCACGAGGCUUCUUGGUGCCUCUGCCCUUUUCUGAUGGUGAUCUCCUUGCAGAAUCGUAACGUGUGACCAUCUUGGCAGUCCCGUUUUUGCUUUUGUCCUUAAAGUCCGUUCCAGUUCCUUGGUCUGAGGAUAUUCUGCAGUGGCAAGCCAUGUGGCAUUUGCCAAAGAGCCCUUUUAGCCAACACUAGCCCUUGACGUUUCCACGUUCCAGUGUUUGUCAGCCUGGUGGGUCCGUGUCUCAGAGCCCUCAUCACGGAGGCGUGUCACGGGCAGGACGCUCUGCACCCACCCCAGGCAGCCUCGGAGGUCACCUUACCUGGAAGAUGAUGAUAAUGUAGACAGGAAAGAAUGAAACACCUGCUGACCUUCGGUCUCAAAGUUGGGGGGUUGUCAAGGACCAGGAAAGGGCAGCUGCUCUUGGAAAUCUUUUUACCGUUUGGCAGAAAGAGUGACAACUGCAGAGCUGACAGUGGCUGUGUAUUUGGCCAUAACCACGUCAUCUGAGGUUGUUUGGAAAGUAAUUUGGAGGUGCAGAAUUCUAAGGCCAGGUGUAGGGUGUUUUGCAGGCCUGCCUGCAGAGCCAUGCUGGCGCGGGACUGUGUUAAAGCAUUCUGGGACAUGGCCUGACUGUGGAGGCCAGAGGCGAUAUGGCCCAAGCACGAAGCUCUUGCAGAUUUGCUGCUCAGUCCUGAGGGAGUGGCCAGUGGUGUGGCUGGGGACCAGGUGGGUGCCUCUUCAGCAGUAGAAGCCUGGCCGAGGACUGGCAGUAAAAGCUCAUCUAUUAGACAUUGGGCCUCCCGAAGCCCAAUGUGCAAGGACCACAAUGCCGUAAACGGGGACGUGAAAGCCAAACUGGAAUCAAAUGCCGACUGUAAAUUGUAUCUUAUAACUUAUUAAAUAAAAUGCUCCGGAAAGUUC